Messenger RNA from Indicator indicator, 963 nucleotides. RefSeq names its product coiled-coil domain containing 69 (gene CCDC69). Gene Ontology annotation, cellular component: nucleus; cytoplasm. NCBI's taxonomy places the organism in Eukaryota, Metazoa, Chordata, Aves, Piciformes, Indicatoridae. The coding region runs from base 1 to 963 and encodes 320 amino acids. Gene Ontology annotation, molecular function: microtubule binding. The record is from RefSeq and is a predicted model, not a curated record. The transcript is spliced from 9 exons.
AUGGGCUGCACCGGCAGCGCCCUGCGCUGCUGUCCCGCCGGCGGCAAGAGACAGCUAAAAUCCCAGCAGGAGAGGGGACCAGCUGCCCAGGAGCUCACGGCCUUGAAGACAGAGAAGGCCAAUGCCACCCUGCCAGCCGAGGAUGGGAAGGAGCCAGAGGAGCUGACAGAGGGUAGGAGACUCCUUCAAGGCCAGGAGGAGGAGCAGCUGCAGGAGGCCAGCCAGGCAGGCACCGGGAGAGUCGUCCAGGAUGUUAACAGCCAGGUGGAAAAGGGAAAAGACCUCCAGCUGCAGGAGCAUUUUGAUGCCCUGAGGAGAGAGCACAAGGAGACCCUGCAAGAGCUCCAGAGAGUGCAUGAAGAGGAGAAGCUGCUGCUGGCAGAGUCCCACCGCAGGUCCCAGGCAGCCUUACAGGAGACGAUCCAAGCACUGAAAUCCCAGCUGAAGGCUUUCCAGGAGAGGAUGAAGCGGGUGGAAGAGUCGCUCUUGAGCACAGACUACAAGAAGCACAUCCAGGAGCAUGGAAGCCCCAGCCCCUUCUGGGAGCAGGAGCUGGAGAGCCUGCACUUUGUCAUUGAGAUGAAGAAUGAGCACAUCCAUGGCCUGGACAAGAAGCUGCUGAACCUGGAGGAUGUGGUAGAGAGGAACCUUCUGCUGGAGGAGAAGGUGAAGACUCUCCAGCAGGAGAACGAGGACCUGCAAGUUCGCACCCAGAACCACUUGGUCAUGGCAAGCUGUCGGAGGAGCUGCUGGCUGCCCGCGGGGCGCUGGCGAAGGAGGCGCAGCUGCGGGAGCAGGCUGGGCGCGAGAAGGAGGAGCUGCUGUACCGCGUGCUCCACGGCGGCGACGGAGCCUCCUUCCCCGCGGCCGCCGGCGAGGUGCCGCUCAUCGCCACGUAGCACCGCGCCGACAGGCACCGCGCGCUGCCAGGGGGCUCUCAGGGCCUUCCUCCGGGCGGGGUGA